Lineus longissimus is the source of this 2702-nucleotide messenger RNA. RefSeq names its product DNA repair protein XRCC1-like. Gene Ontology annotation, biological process: single strand break repair; double-strand break repair via nonhomologous end joining; base-excision repair. Lineage: Eukaryota; Metazoa; Nemertea; Pilidiophora; Heteronemertea; Lineidae. The record is from RefSeq and is a predicted model, not a curated record. The transcript is spliced from 14 exons. Gene Ontology annotation, cellular component: nucleus. The coding region runs from base 98 to 1966 and encodes 622 amino acids. Gene Ontology annotation, molecular function: damaged DNA binding.
CUCAAGCUUCGUUCUUCAUGUUUUGCAUGUUUUAUAGAGAAAGUUCGCUGAAAACCCCAGAUAUCACCAGUUUAUCCGUCUUGAUCUAUACAAGGAAAUGCCUGAGAUAAAGUUUAAACAUAUUGUCUCGUUCAGCAGUGAAGACAAGAAUUUUCCUGCUGAAAAUCUCCUCAAGUCAGAUGGAUUCAAGAAGUGGAAGUCGGGGACCGCUGGAGAAAAACAAGUGUCUGCAGUAAUUCAGCUGGAGAAGGCAGUCAAGAUCAAUUCGAUCGAUAUCGGGAAUGAAGGAUCUGCCUUUGUUGAAGUCUUGGUUGGGAGGUCGUCCGACCUCCAAGAUAAGAAUUAUCAGGUUCUGUUGGUGGCGUCAUCCUUCAUGACUCCAGGGGACAGUCGUAACGGCACCAAUGGAAGUCGAGUACGCAUGUUCGGCCCCGAUGCCCUCAGCAAGACUGUGGCACAGGAGAAGUGGGACGUUGUGAAAGUUGUGUGUACACAACCUUUCAACAGAAGUUCACAGUAUGGUCUUGGCUUCAUCAAACUCCACGCACCACCCCAGCCAGGCGAGGCCUCAUCACCAGCGGCCUCUGCCGAGAGCACGGAGGUAAAAAAGUUUGGUUUGUUCAAAAUGAAAACUGAUGAUUCAAGCAAGAAUGAUCCUAUUCCGAUAGGAGGUCUAUUUGCACAGAGAAACAAGCCUGAUCCUGCCCCGCUUACUGGCGCAGCUGCAAUGCGUGCAGCCUCGAAACUUGCCGAGGAAUCCAUGAUGACUACACCAGCCAAAACUCCAGCACCAAAACCAGAACGGACGCCAUCGCAACACAACUCAGAUAAAAUGGCGGCGAAAACGACGCCUGCACCGAAAAGAAAACAUGAGGAAGAAGAUGAGAAACCUGCCAUGAGAAGACAAGCAACAUCAGAGAAGAAGUCUAAAGACACAAGUGCUGCAUCUUCAAGCUCCAGCCAUCAGGAUGGGCCUCCACCAACGAAAAAAGCCAAAGCCGCCCCCAGCAAACCAUUGAAACCAUUCAACAAGCUUAUGGAGAAUGUCACGUUUGUGCUGAGUGGAUUUCAGAACCCGUACCGGGGAGAGCUGAGAGACUUCGCCAUGGAGAUGGGUGCCAAGUACAAGGGUGAUUGGGGCAGAGGCUGCACGCACCUGAUUUGUGCGUUUGCCAACACCCCAAAGUUCAACAGCGUGAAGGGCAAAGGCAAGAUUGUGAGCAGACAUUGGAUAACGGACUCGCAUGAAAAGAAGAAGCUAAUGCCUUGGAGAAAGUACAAAAUUGGUGACUAUGACUCGCCGAGUUCAAGUUCAACCGAGGAUGACGAGGCUGAUGAGGAUAUGGAUUGGGCAACUGCCGGGAAAGCCGUCACGAACAAGAAACCUGAGCAAAAAGCGUCUCCGUCCCAAAAUAAACUAAAACCAACUGCGAAGUCAAAGAUCAAAUAUCAAGACAGCUCGACAGACAUGGAUUCGGAUGCGGACACAGAUGACGAGAUACAGCGCCAUCUGGCUGCAGAUAAGGCAAAAAAACAACAGAAAAAGUCGCCGGCCAAACCUGCAGCUAGAGCAGACGACGACAACAUCUACGGAGCGUCAACAGAUGAAGAUGAAGCGCCGGCCGUAAAAGCAAAAUCCCCCGCCAUGGCAUCUCCAUCCAAAUCUCAAGACCUUCCUGAUUUACCAAACUUUUUCACCAAAAAAAACUUCAUGCUUUACGGAGACUUCUCAAACUCGGAACGGAAAGCGUUAAGUCGUUUCAUUGUGGCUUACGAUGGGGAUAUUGAGCAAUAUAUGACAGAGAAAGUCAACUAUGUUAUCACAAAGUCAUCAUGGGAUGAUGAAUUUGAUAAAGCCCUGAGUGACCAGCCUAGCCUGCAGUUCGUGAAACCACAGUGGGUCUUCGAUUGUGACGAAAAGCAAAAACUGAUGCCACAUCAGAAAUAUCUCGUUGUACCAAGUUAGGAGCAGACAUCUCGAGGCGUUAGGGAGUUACGAGGUCAAGCCAGUGUUCUCCCUUUCCAUGGACUUGCUACUGAGGAUCCUCUUUAUUGAUUUUAGUGAUAGAGAGCAUUGGUGUAGCUGGUGGGGGAGGGGACUGGGGGCAAAUACACCCAGAGUUUUUUUAGAAACAUGAUUUUGGCCGAAAAAUUUCAAAAAAUGUCAUUUUGCCCCCAAAGACCAAAGUGCUUAUAGGGGGUGUCACUUUGACAUGCUGAAAUAGACAAUGUUCAGUUGGAUCUGCUAUGCUCCUAGAGAAAGUGAAAUCUAGAGUCUGCAUGGUUUAGGGUAAGACAGUUUGAGACUCUGAAUUACAAGUUUACAGUAGUUGUAAGAUGCUUAGGUAUUUCAUUAGGCUACACCAAUCAUUUUAUCUGUAUAGCGGGCUCUUGUACGGUGGUUUUGCCUGUUUAGGAAGAAAAAUAUACUGACCUGCGGCAUUGUGUAAAACUGCAUUUCUAUUUUCCUGGACCACCAGUAAUUACCAACGGCGUAUCUCUUCAAUACUGCCCGAUAUCAAUAUUGAUUUGCUGAUUGAAAUGACAAUAUUAUUGUUACAACCUUAUGAGGUUGUUUAUUUUGAAAGGGUAAAUUUAUACCAAGAAAUUGCACAAAUAUGAUUUAAUUGCUGACCAUGUCUUACCAUAUAAAUGUUGUAUUUUUGUAACUGAUGUAAUAUUUUUAGUGGGAAUAUGUAGAA